Triticum aestivum (bread wheat) is the source of this 1346-nucleotide messenger RNA. Its product is annotated as N-acetylglucosaminyl-phosphatidylinositol de-N-acetylase. Gene Ontology annotation, molecular function: N-acetylglucosaminylphosphatidylinositol deacetylase activity. NCBI's taxonomy places the organism in Eukaryota, Viridiplantae, Streptophyta, Magnoliopsida, Poales, Poaceae. The record is from RefSeq and is a predicted model, not a curated record. Bases 32 to 1105 code for a protein of 357 amino acids. The transcript has 10 exons. Gene Ontology annotation, cellular component: endoplasmic reticulum.
UGCGUUUGUAUUGUGUAAAAAAAUUAUAAAAAUGAAAGCAAGAUGUGAAGAAAAAGAAAGAGAGAAGGAAAGAAAUUUCUGUGCCGUGUAUGCAUCCCCUCUUUUGCUCCUGCUCCUCAAUCUUCAUCCCCGGUCCUCGCUCUCGCACGGCCGCGCCGGCGCCCGAUUCCGCGGUCUCCGUUCCCGCUGGCGAGCGGUGACAUCCUGGAUACCUGAACGGCUUGACCCAUCGGGGCAUCGAGCUCGAGGUGGCUCCGCCGCUAGAGCACCUGCAGUAGAUUUGCCGGCUGGACUCGGGUGGGAGUCCCCAUGGCGUGGAUCUGGGUGGUCGCGGCGGCCGGAGCAAUCCUCUUACUGUGGGCGGUUUCCCUCGGCCGGAUCCUCUCCUCCCCGGCGCUCUACUGCCUGCCUCCGAGCCCCCGCUUCUCGCCCCCUCUCCACGGCGACAGGAGGAGCAGGAACGUGCUCCUGGUGCUCGCCCACCCCGACGACGAGUCCAUGUAUGUUUUUUAGUCCAACGAUUCUUUUCCUCGAAUCAAAAGGUCACAAGCUUCAUGUUUUGUGCAUGUCUCUUGGUAACGCUGAUGGUUUCGGAGAUACUCGUAAAGAAGAAUUGUACAAUGCAUGCGCUACUCUUAAGAUUCCAGCUGAGCAAGUUGCAGUCUUGGACCAUCAAAAUUUGCAGGAUGGGUUUCAUGAGGAAUGGGAUCAUGGACUACUAGCAGAACUUACCAUGGAGCAGAUCCAACUGUGGGAUAUCGAUACAAUUGUGACCUUUGAUUCCUAUGGAGUAUCAGGCCAUCCGAAUCAUCGUGAUGUUCAUCAUGGCAUAUGCAAGCUUCUUCAUGAGAAUCAGCAAGAAAAUAUUGAAGCGUGGGAACUUGUAAGCCUGAACAUGUUUCGGAAAUACAGUGGUGCAGUUGAAAUUUGGUUAUCUCCGUUGAUCUCGUCAAGUUCAAAGCAACUGGUAUGUUGUCUAGUUAACUGUAGCCCUUCCAGAACUUUUAAGGCAAUGGCUGCACACAGAAGCCAGUGGGUUUGGUUUAGAAGAUUGUUUGUAACACUUUCAAGUUACACGUACGUAAACAUGCUCCAGAAAUUUUAGCAUUCGAUAUUGAUAUGUACCUUGUCAGUCGAUCUGGAUUGUAAAUGUGCCUUACAGCACACUUUAAGCAAAAGGCUUCCGAUGAUCAAGAACAGCAAUUUCCAGAUCAUAUCCUUUACUACACAGUGAAAGUUUGUUAUAUAGAGUCGAUCAUGUUGAUACAAUGAUACUGAAACUUUUAACCCUACCCAAGUGAUAGUUCUUGCUAAAAGCCUUAUUCCAGUGUUAUUGCUGGCAACAA